CCUCGACCCAUCAUGCCGCCGUUCCUCCUACUCCUCGCCGCCCUCGCGCUCGCCCCGUGCCUCUGCCAGUCUCAUGGUGGCGGCGGAUUCUACGACCCGGCGCGGGUCACCCAGAUCUCCUGGCGCCCCAGGGCGUUCCUGUACAGCGGCUUCCUCUCGCACGCCGAGUGCGACCACCUCGUCAAGCUGGCCAAGGGGAGACUUGAGAAGUCGAUGGUGGCGGACAAUGACUCUGGGAAGAGCGUCAUGAGCCUGGUGCGCACAAGCUCCGGCACCUUCUUGGCCAAGCGCGAGGAUGAAAUAAUCUCUGGAAUUGAAAAGCGUGUAGCUGCUUGGACGUUUCUCCCUGAAGAAAAUGCCGAGUCGGUUCAGGUUCUGCAUUAUGAAGUUGGUCAGAAGUAUGAUGCCCACUUCGAUUAUUUUACUGACAAGGUUAACCUGAAGCGUGGUGGUCAUCGGGUUGCCACUGUUCUUAUGUACCUGACAGAUGUCAAGCAGGGUGGAGAGACUGUGUUUCCAAAUGCUGAGGGAGGACAUUUACAACUUAAGGAUGAAACGUGGUCUGAGUGCGCAAGAUCUGGCCUAGCAGUGAAGCCGAGAAAAGGUGAUGCACUACUGUUCUUCAGUCUCCAUGUUAAUGCGACAACAGAUCCAAGCAGUCUCCACGCGAGCUGCCCAGUAGUCGACGGUGAGAAGUGGUCUGCCACAAAAUGGGUCCAUGUGCGGUCAUUCGAUAACCCUCCAGAUGUAAUGACGGACUUGCCAUGUUCUGAUGACAAUGAGAUGUGCCCUAGGUGGGCUGCUGUUGGGGAGUGUUUCAGGAAUGAAAAAUACAUGGUGGGCACAAAGGAUACCCUCGGAUUUUGCCGCAAAAGUUGCGGGGUCUGCGAUGCUUGAAACCCCCACCAACCUGAGUUGAAUAUGUUAGCAUAGUGUUAGGCUGUUAGCUGUUUUCGCCACCCUUUCUGAUUUACAGUUAGUGAGAUGUAUAUUACAAAACCAAGUAAGUUACUUGAAGAAUGGCAUAAAUGUUUACUCUUUUGUAUCAUGUAGUUUGACCUCAGAGCAUCUUAAUA
Molecule: messenger RNA, 1076 nt
Organism: Lolium rigidum
Lineage: Eukaryota; Viridiplantae; Streptophyta; Magnoliopsida; Poales; Poaceae
Product: probable prolyl 4-hydroxylase 6
Exons: 7
Coding region: 13-897 (294 amino acids)
Biological process (GO): peptidyl-proline hydroxylation to 4-hydroxy-L-proline
Cellular component (GO): endoplasmic reticulum
Molecular function (GO): procollagen-proline 4-dioxygenase activity; L-ascorbic acid binding; iron ion binding
Source: RefSeq, a predicted model, not a curated record